CUUCCCUCUGCGGUAUCUCUGGAGAGAAGCUGCCUCUGCCAGAGCACCUGUAGGAACUUAAGCAUCAUCCCUGGAUAAGGAACGGGAUCUCCAAGUUACAUAUUACUCAGAAGGGAAGGGGAAAAAUUUAUCAUUAACUGGGCAACUCGGCCAGGAGGUAUAAGAAGAAGCUGAUCAGCCCAGAUCUGGAGGCCCUGAAACUGGCAGGAUGGCCACCCCGGCAGCUACCACUGUCCUGGCCCAACAGGAGUCCACUUCCACUCACAUCGCAAUUGCAAAUGCAGCUGACAUCUCGGUCAUUGUCAUCUACUUCCUCGUUGUCCUAGCUGUUGGCCUGUGGGCCAUGUACUCGACCAACCGUGGAACUGUCGGAGGAUUCUUCUUGGCCGGCCGGAGCAUGGUGUGGUGGCCGAUCGGGGCCUCUCUCUUUGCAAGUAAUAUCGGCAGCGGCCACUUUGUGGGCCUGGCAGGGACCGGGGCAGCUGCAGGAAUUGCCAUUGGAGGCUUUGAGUGGAACGCCCUGGUGAUUGUGGUGAUCCUUGGCUGGGUGUUUGUGCCAAUCUACAUCAAGGCCGGGGUGGUCACCAUGCCGGAGUAUCUGAAGAAGCGCUUCGGAGGGAAACGGAUUCAGAUCUAUCUGUCAGUCCUGUCUCUGCUCCUGUACAUCUUCACGAAGAUCUCGGCAGAUAUAUUUUCUGGAGCCAUAUUUAUCCAAAUCGCUAUGGGACUGAAUAUUUAUGUGGCCAUCAUCAUACUGCUGACUAUCACGGCCCUUUACACCAUCACAGGAGGACUUGCCGCCGUGAUCUACACAGACACGCUGCAGACCUGCAUCAUGUUGGUGGGAUCCAUCAUCCUGACUGUCUUUGCAUUUACGGAAGUCGGAGGAUACGAGGGCCUGGUGGAGAAGUAUAUGAAAGCAAUCCCAUCCAACAUCUCCUACGGUGACGUGAUCAUCCCCGAAAAGUGCUACACUCCCCGUCCAGAUGCCUUCCACAUUUUCCGGGACCCGGUGGACGGCGAUCUCCCUUGGCCUGGACUCAUCUUUGGCUUGAGCAUUCUGGCAUUGUGGUAUUGGUGCACUGACCAGGUCAUUGUCCAGCGAUGCCUCUCAGGGAAAAACAUGUCCCACGUCAAGGCUGGUUGCAUCAUGUGCGGCUACUUGAAGUUGCUGCCCAUGUUCCUGAUGGUGAUGCCAGGCAUGAUCAGCCGCAUUCUUUACCGAGAUAAAGUGGCGUGUGUCGUUCCCUCGGUGUGCAAGAAGUUUUGUGGGACAGAGGUUGGCUGUACAAACAUUGCCUAUCCAACAAUGGUGGUGGAGCUCAUGCCAGAUGGGCUACGAGGCCUGAUGCUCUCUGUGAUGCUGGCCUCACUGAUGAGCUCCCUCACUUCCAUCUUUAAUAGUGCCAGCACCCUCUUCACCAUGGACAUCUACACCAAAAUCCGCUCCACCGCCAAAGAGAAGGAGCUGAUGAUUGUCGGCAGGCUGUUCAUCCUGGGCCUGAUUGGCGUCAGUAUCGCCUGGGUGCCCGUGAUCCAGUCUGCGCAGAGCGGGCAGCUCUUUGACUACAUCCAAUCCAUCACCAGUUACCUGGGCCCACCCAUUGCCGCAGUCUUCUUCCUGGCCAUCUUCUGCAAGAGAGUCAACGAGCAGGGCGCCUUCUGGGGCCUGAUGGUGGGACUGUUAAUUGGGCUCUCUCGAAUGUUUGCAGAAUUUGCCUAUGGCACCGGCAGCUGCGCUGUGCCCAGUGAAUGCCCAGCAAUCAUCUGUAAAGUGCAUUACCUCUAUUUUGCUAUCAUCCUUUUUGCUGUCUCUGUCACCAUCAUUUUGAUCAUCUCAUUCCUGACCAAGCCGAUCGAUGAUGUCCAUCUUUAUCGUCUUUGCUGGACUCUGCGCAACAGUAAAGAGAAACGUGUCGAUCUGGAUGCAGGGGAGAUGGUGCAAGGAAUGGAGGACUAUGAGGAAGAGCCAGCCCAAGAGAAAGAGACCAACUGUUGCAAGAAAGCCUACAACUGGUUCUGUGGCUUGGAACAGACGGGCCCCAAGCUGAGCAAGGAAGAAGAGGAGGCCCUGCAGCAUAAGUUGACAGACACAACGGAGGAGCCCUUGUGGAGGCGCGUGCUCAACAUCAAUGCCAUCAUCUUGCUGUCGGUGGCUGUCUUCUGCCAUGGAUUUUUUGCAUAGGUCAAACAUUUUGUUUUAUUUGGGAAUGAAGACCUUGAUUGCUAAAUUGCACUGUGACAUCAUAAUCUGUAAAUCGCACCUUAUCAGACUUGAAACUCAUUUGUCAGGAGAAUCAUUUAACUCCUCCAGUUAACUGAAAACAUGACCGACUGUGAAUGCCGUUGAUUGGGAGGGGCCGUGUGGGUCUGCAGACUCUCCUCAAAGGGGACAAUCCUCAAAUGUUUUUAAUCCCUGUUUUUGGAUUGUGUUACCAAAGUGUGUGAGUGUGUGUGCGUGUCAGAAACUCUGCUUUCCAGUUGUUUUUCUCUUCUUGUUUUUUAAGUGUAUGAUUUGCACAGGAAAAGUGUGUAAGUUCAGCUACCUCAGUAGGCUGACUUUAAUAUUGUUUUGGAGGCAGAGUCUUCUAAUCUUGCCCCUCUUUAUUUAAGACUCAUGCAGAACUGUUUCUACCUGUAUUAACUUUGGAACUGGACGUAUUUGAAUUGAAUUGUUAAUACUUAGUUCAGUUAGAAUCAGCUUGAAGUGGUUUGAAUCUCUUUCCCUGGGACCAGGCAC
Molecule: messenger RNA, 2740 nt
Organism: Ahaetulla prasina
Lineage: Eukaryota; Metazoa; Chordata; Lepidosauria; Squamata; Colubridae
Gene: SLC5A1
Product: solute carrier family 5 member 1
Exons: 15
Coding region: 209-2185 (658 amino acids)
Biological process (GO): sodium ion transport; transmembrane transport
Cellular component (GO): plasma membrane
Molecular function (GO): D-glucose:sodium symporter activity
Source: RefSeq, a predicted model, not a curated record